This is a messenger RNA of Heterostelium album PN500, 135 nucleotides long. RefSeq lists its product as uncharacterized. NCBI's taxonomy places the organism in Eukaryota, Evosea, Eumycetozoa, Acytosteliales, Acytosteliaceae. The annotation marks the transcript as partial. The record is from RefSeq and is a predicted model, not a curated record. The transcript has a single exon.
AUCAUUGUUGAUGCUGAUAACACUGCAUAUGAAAUGUUUAUGGAUUUCACAUAUGGUGGAAACAGAAUUCAAAAGACUCAAUGGGCUUUCCAACAAUGGAAAGAUAAUAAAGUUAUCAAAGAAGAAUUCUUUUAA